Molecule: messenger RNA, 1795 nt
Organism: Exophiala dermatitidis NIH/UT8656
Lineage: Eukaryota; Fungi; Ascomycota; Eurotiomycetes; Chaetothyriales; Herpotrichiellaceae
Exons: 3
Coding region: 370-936 (188 amino acids)
Biological process (GO): protein secretion; vesicle-mediated transport
Cellular component (GO): Golgi membrane
Source: RefSeq, a predicted model, not a curated record
GCGGCGAGUUUGCUCGCAUCCGUACCUUAGGUUGGCAAUAAUACAGUAAUUUGGUAAAGCCAGUCUGUUCAGUCUGUCAAAGGACAUUGCGGAGAUGCCUACACACUACUGGCACUCGACUCUGAAAGGCUGCGGCCCGCAACCUGAACUUGAGUGCAACGCGUCCGAUCAAUCUCAAUGAUAUAGGCUUUUGACCACCUCCCAUCGUUUACACUUCUCGGUGCUGUCUUCGGGCACAGCUGCUUGACUUUUUUAUUUGGCUCAGAAUACUAGUACAUGCUUCUGCUUCAGUCCCUGCCUGCACCCAGCGCGACCAGAGAAUCGUUUGUCUAAGACGCUUCCAGCACCAGCACGAACACCACCACCACAAUGGCAGAUGAACCUGGCUCGCUCAACUGGCGCCUCAGCGCGCACCCGAUCACACUUCUCACAUAUCUUGGAUUCCGGAUAGGAAGUCUCCUAAUGUAUCUAUUCGGCGUCCUCUUCAUCCGCAACUUCGUCCUCGUCUUCAUCCUGACGCUCCUCUUGCUCUCGCUCGAUUUCUACUACCUCAAAAACAUUGCUGGCCGCCGACUCGUGGGGCUGAGAUGGUGGAACGAAGUCAACACGGCCACAGGUGACAGCCAUUGGGUCUUUGAAUCCGCCCCCGAAGGCAGCCGCACCGAGAAUAAGACGGACAAACGCUUCUUCUGGUUGAGCAUGUAUACUGUGCCUGCGCUGUGGGUGGCCUUGGCCAUCCUGGCUAUUGUGAGACUGCAGAAUUUGAUCUGGUUGGUCACCAAUGUCAUCGCAUUGGUCCUCACAAUCACAAACACAGUCGCCUUUUCGCGCUGCGACAAGUUCAGCCAGGCCUCGAAUUUUGCCGGGUCCGCGUUUCUCGGCGGCGGCAUUGCCCGUGGUCUUGCUAGCAAUAUGGUCGGCCGAUUCUUUAGAUAACAGCAAAGUGGUCGGUAAAGUGGACAUACUAGGUCCACGGUUAGAGGGCAUCGGCCGCCCCGUGGGAGCCGGCCGUGGUCAUCAGACCCACCAAGCUACCAUAUGUUUCAGCUACGAUUGUGCAAUGCUGGAAAGCUCCCUAAACGAACGACGCAAUCUUUCAGCAAGACGGAUGGGAUACUCGUACUCCCCUGGAUGGACUUGACUACCCCUGGAAGACUGUCCUGCCACAUGCCAUGCCUGAACGAAGUCGGAUCGGACCAGUCUAGCUGGGCACACUAUACCAAUACCAAGCUCGCUUCACUUUGACCUGGCCUGGGGCUUAAAUGCGUCUCUGUCCCUCCCCUGUCUGUUGGCAGAGACAUCGGCCGGAUUCUUGUCCCUCUUUGGCGCCCAAACAAAACGUGCUCUGCCACGUCGGCGGUACAGCAUUUCCCCAAGACUUGUCAAGUUGGCCGGUCCAUGUGGAGUGGAGAAUUGGAAAUUCAAGGACCUGUCGAGAGUACUUUGCUUGCAAACAGCUCCAGGCCGGUGGCGGGAUUUUGAGCAUCCAUCCAUUCAUACCUAUGCACGUUGCAGGAACAGAACACCAAUGAGACGGGAACCCAUAAGUUGAGGAUUCAUUGCUCGCUAUACCUCUAUGUAUUUAUAGUCCAUGAUGCUCGAAACCGGUACUGGUAUCGCAAGAAGUCCUGCAAAUGAGUCCAUGACUACAACAACUUACUUUACGUACAAAUAUGAAUGUCCCGAACCGGGGUCUUAUUUGCCUAACUAGGUAUCUCAGAUGCACGCUGUUUAAUGCUUUUCGACCACCACUGCUAAACCCAGAAGUCCCAUGGGACGUUCCUCAUUCCUUUAA